Molecule: messenger RNA, 926 nt
Organism: Colias croceus (clouded yellow)
Lineage: Eukaryota; Metazoa; Arthropoda; Insecta; Lepidoptera; Pieridae
Product: pancreatic triacylglycerol lipase-like
Exons: 6
Coding region: 1-897 (298 amino acids)
Molecular function (GO): lipase activity
Source: RefSeq, a predicted model, not a curated record
AUGUAUUUGGUAGUUAAAUGUGCGCUCAUCCUGUGCGCUGCUUUGGCAGCGCAUGGAUACCCUAUGCAGACAACGGAUGUUAUCUUCCAUUUAUUUACCCCGACUAACCCCACGGUGAGCCAGCCCCUUCUGCCUUCCAUAGUUUCUAUUUCUAUGUCCUCGUUCUCUAACAGUCGCAAAACAAUUAUUGCCAUACAUAGUGACGGAGAUGAUGUCUCUGGCAACUUUGUCGCUCAUGUUGUGCCAGCUCACCUCCGCGCCGAAGACGUCAACAUAUUAGUAGUAGAUUGGAGCCGUGGUUCCUUCGGCUACUCCGUGGGUGUGGCUAACGUUCCCCAGCUCGGUGACCUUGUUGCUGAUUUCGUGAACAUUCUGAUAAACAGUUUUGGGUACAAUGUUAACCUUAUCCGGAUUGUCGGGUUUGGCCUGGGCGCUCAUGCGGCUGGAGCAGCUUCCAGGAAGAUUAAUGGCGUUGUUCCUCACAUUGUCGCUCUCGACCCCCCACUUCUCGGUUGGACGCACAACCCUCACAAGCUGAAGGCUGAUGAUGCAGCUUUUGUUGAGGUCCUGCAUACAUCAGCGGGGGCAUAUGGCUAUGGCGGUCCCAUGGGAAAGAUCGACUUCUACGCUAACGGCGGUACUGAACAACCAAUGUGUGGCGAGGACUACACAUGCUCUCACUUGUACGCCUACGUGUACUAUGGAGAAUCGAUCACUGCUGAUGCUACAAAUGCAGCUAAAUUCGUCGGAAGGGCCUGUGCGUCUCGAGAUGAUGCUGAACAGCUGAAUUGCGAUGGUAACCGUGACGCUACUUUCGGAGGCACGGCUGUUAAAUCCACGGAGUCCGGCAUUUACGUCUUCCUCACAAACUUGCGCCCACCCUUCGCAUUGGGAUGAAUUCAGCGCUCUCCAAAAAAAUAAAAAAA